AGAAGAAGCCGGAGCCGCACCUUAUCAACGAAAGUCUUGAAAACCGUUAGUGUUUGUGCGGUGUGUUUGCGGCGGCAAAUGCUGAAAGUAACGCGAGUGCAUCAUCUCCAAAAAUAGUUGGGUUACCUCGUAGACCUCGACCGCGUUUUCCGUGUACAAUCCCGUUUAGUGAUCAGCAGAGUGAGAAUCGAUCAGUUCAGUGUUUGGAAAGUGAAACAAAAUGGCAUCGAAAACAAGGAAAAGUGCGACGCCGGCUUCCCAAAUCGGGCGGCCCUCGAGCCCGCUGAGUCCUACGAGACAUUCCCGUUUGCAGGAGAAGGCCGAAUUGCAAAAUUUAAAUGACCGACUCGCCGCUUACAUCGACAAGGUACGUUACCUGGAGGCGGAAAAUAGUCGUCUUAGCCGCGAAGUUCAAACGACCCAGGAGACCGUCACCAGGGAGGUCCAUAACAUCAAGGCGAUGUACGAUCACGAGCUGAGCGACGCUCGGAAGUUGCUCGACGAGACUCACAAGGAGAAGGCCAAGCUUGAGAUCGACACAAAACGUCUGUGGGACGAGAACGAGGAACUGAAGGCGGUGCUCGCCAAGAAGUCCAAAGAUCUGGUGAUCUCGGAGAAUUCGGUUCGCAUACUCGAGACCCGCAGCAACGACUUACAGCUGAAGUACAACCAAGCGCAGUCGGACGCGAAAAAGGCGCAAGCCGAACUGCGCGACAUGGAAAAGGAGCGAGACAAGCUCAAGAAGCAGCUCGAGGAUUUACGUAAACAGCUCGAGGACGAAUCCUUAGGACGCGUCGACGUGGAAAACUCCAAUCAGAGUUUACGCGAAGAGUUAGCGUUCAAAGACCAAGUCUACCAGCAGCAGCUCACCGAAACUCGCACGAAGCGACAAAUCGAAAUAACCGAAAUCGACGGUCGCCUAGCCGAACAGUACGAGGCCAAACUACAGCACGCCUUGCACGACCUGCGCGACCAGUACGAGUCGCAGAUGGCGAGCAAUCGGCAAGAAAUCGAGAUGCUCUACGAGAAUAAAAUCAAGAAUCUGCAGAGCGCCGCGAAUCGUAAUACCGGCGCGGCGGCCGCCGCAAUCGACGAGCUUCGCCAGGUGCGCACCCGCAUCGACACCCUUUCGGGGCGCGUCGCCGACUUGGAAAAUCAAAAUUCGAUUUUGACGAGUCGCGCGCGUGAUUUGGAGAAGCAGCUGGAGAACGAACGAAUCCGGCACGCCGAAGACUUGGCGCUGCUCGAGGGCGAGCUGAGUCGUCUCCGCGACGAGAUGGCCCUUCAGCUUCAGGAGUACCAAGACCUGAUGGACAUCAAGGUGUCGCUCGACCUCGAAAUCGCCGCGUACCGCAAACUUCUCGAGUCCGAGGAGGACCGUCUGCGUAUCUCCCCGAGCGGCGUGACGGAAGUCCACUCGGUCCGUUCCGGCUCGAUGCAGCGUCGCGGUACUCCGCUGCGUGCGGGCGCGAAACGCAAACGCACCCUUCUCGAGGAGCAGGAGCAGAGCAUGUCCGAUUACAGCGUGACGAGCUCGUCCAAGACCGACAUCGAGAUUUCCGACGUCGAUCCCGAGGGGCAAUUCGUCAAGUUGCACAAUAAGGGAAACAAGGAGAUGUCGGUCGGGGGCUGGCAAAUUCUUAGAAAGGCGGGCGACAUGGAGACGACCCACAAGUUUCAUCGUACCGUCAAAAUCGAGCCGAACGGUUACGUGACGGUCUGGUCCGCCAAUCUGGGGAGGGAGCACGAGCCGCCGACCAACAUCGUCAUGAAGUCGCAAAAGUGGUUCGUGGCGGACAACAUGGUGACUACGUUAAUCGACAACAGCGGAGAAGAAGUUGCCGUGUCAGAAAGAAUCAAGAGACAGCUGGCGAGCUCCACCACCCGCCACCGGGAGUACGCCGGUUUGCUCGGCUCCGAAGAGCUCCACCACCAGCAGGGCGAUCCUCAGGGCGAAGAGAAAUGUAGGAUUAUGUGAAACUCGGUAGACUAGUGGAAAAGUUUAUAUUUUUUUUACAUAUUAUCUCGCCAUUUGUAUUAUAAUACUUAUAUCGGUUGAGUAUUCCCGUUUACUGAAGCUUCCAGACUGCCGCACUUUCGAAGUUUCACUAAACUCGAACCGAUACUAAAUCGAUAUGACGACGGUUGUACUCGUGCAACUAAUUCCACUUUAUUCUAAGAGUAGUGCAUGGGAUUCGCUGUAUUUACUUCCAUUUUUUAAAAUAGAAUUUGUGUUCCGUUUAUAAAGAGAUCUAGAUGUAUUUUGCGAUUUAAGUUUAUUCAUUUUUAAAAUGACGUGACCUAUUUUUUUUGUACAAUUUAUUUAGAUGGUGCCUUAAUUAUAAGUAAAUUUUAUUCAUAUUCCCCCCAGUGUUUCGAUACCUAAAUGUUAGAAAUUGCUUAAUGUGUUUAGAGAAGGAAAGAAAGGUGCACAUAAAUCAAUAUAUAUUUUCACGUC
Photinus pyralis (common eastern firefly) is the source of this 2458-nucleotide messenger RNA. Its product is annotated as lamin Dm0. The record is from RefSeq and is a predicted model, not a curated record. The transcript is spliced from 2 exons. The coding region runs from base 221 to 1978 and encodes 585 amino acids. NCBI's taxonomy places the organism in Eukaryota, Metazoa, Arthropoda, Insecta, Coleoptera, Lampyridae.